Molecule: messenger RNA, 3560 nt
Organism: Siniperca chuatsi (mandarin fish)
Lineage: Eukaryota; Metazoa; Chordata; Actinopteri; Centrarchiformes; Sinipercidae
Gene: lonp1
Product: lon peptidase 1, mitochondrial
Exons: 21
Coding region: 40-3066 (1008 amino acids)
Biological process (GO): chaperone-mediated protein complex assembly; protein catabolic process; protein quality control for misfolded or incompletely synthesized proteins
Cellular component (GO): mitochondrial matrix
Molecular function (GO): serine-type endopeptidase activity; ATP-dependent peptidase activity; single-stranded DNA binding
Source: RefSeq, a predicted model, not a curated record
AAGAAGAAGAAGUAGUAGUAUAGAAAGCUCCAGAUCAACAUGGCCGCCUGCAUGAAGAUAUUCCAUGCUGCGAGACAGCUGCACAGAAAUUCGGCCCUUGUUGUAAAACCAAACUGGUUUGGGGUAUUCAGCCAGCCCACCCUGACCGACACAUCAGCCUUGAGCCGGCUCCAUCCUCCACGGUUCUACACCAGCACCGGGACUUCACAGAAAACAUGCCCCAACCGCUUCUCUAACAUUCCAGUCAGCACAGCAAUGACAGCUCGUUGCAGGCUGAACGCCAGAUCUCACCGGUGGAUACGGAUCGGCGCCGUUCAACGCUGCCACACCGAUCUCCUAACACCGACCUCUCGGCCCUACAUGUUUCAGGACAGGAUGUUCGGGAACCGGGCCAGUGGUGCAGGCUUCUCCGGGGAGGACGGCGGGGACAGUGCAGGCUCUGGGGGAGAAGAGUCUGGGGGAGAUGGGGGAGUGCUGUACAACGGACCUCAGAUGACGGCUCUCACCCCCAUGAUGGUCCCAGAGGUGUUUCCCAAUGUUCCGCUUAUCGCUGUGAGCAGGAACCCAGUAUUCCCCCGCUUCAUCAAGAUCAUAGAGGUAAAAAACAAAGCGUUGAUGGAGUUGUUGAGGAGGAAGGUUCGUCUGGCUCAGCCGUAUGCUGGAGUAUUCCUGAAGAGAGAUGAUAAUAAUGAGUCAGAUGUGGUGGAGUCUCUAGAUGCCAUCUACUCUACAGGGACCUUUGUUCAGAUUCAUGAGAUGCAGGACCUGGGAGACAAGCUGAGGAUGAUCGUCAUGGGACACCGCAGGAUCCGGAUCACAAGACAGCUGGAGGUGGAACCUGAGGAGGCAGCGACGUCCCCUGCGUGGUCAGAGUCUGAGGCAGAGUCACAACCCAAACCUCCACCGAGACGCAAAGCCAAACGCAGCCGCAAGGACCAACCGGGCUUUCUGACAGAGCAGCUGGAGGACAAGAUUUCAGAAGCAGACCUGAGUCCAGAGCUUCAGCCGCUGCCCUCCUCCAACAUCCUGAUGGUCGAAGUGGACAAUGUUCAGCAUGAACAGUUCACUGUCACAGAGGAGGUCAAGGCGCUGACAGCAGAGAUAGUGAAGACUAUCAGGGACAUCAUUGCACUCAACCCCCUCUACAGAGAGUCAGUCCUCCAGAUGAUGCAGGCUGGUCAGAGAGUGGUUGAUAAUCCCAUCUACCUCAGCGACAUGGGAGCAGCUCUGACAGGAGCAGAGUCACAUGAACUACAGGACGUCCUGGAGGAAAUCAGUAUCCCGAAGCGUCUCUACAAGGCUCUGUCUCUGCUGAAGAAGGAGUAUGAGCUGAGUAAACUGCAGCAGCGACUGGGCCGAGAGGUGGAAGAGAAGAUCAAACAAACUCACAGGAAGUACCUGCUACAGGAGCAGCUCAAGAUCAUUAAGAAGGAGCUGGGUCUGGAAAAAGAAGACAAAGAAGCUAUUGACGAGAAGUUUAGAGAGAGACUCAAAGAGAGGACUGUCCCUCAGCACAUAAUGGACGUCAUCAACGAAGAACUCAACAAACUGGGACUGCUGGACAACCACUCGUCAGAGUUCAAUGUAACCCGUAACUACCUGGACUGGCUGACUAGCAUGCCCUGGGGUACCAACAGUGAAGAGAACUUAUCACUGGAGAGAGCCAAAGAUGUUCUGGAAGAAGACCAUUACGGAAUGGACGAUGUUAAGAAACGCAUAUUGGAAUUCAUAGCAGUGAGCCAGCUGCGUGGCUCCACCCAGGGGAAGAUCUUGUGUUUUUACGGUCCUCCGGGUGUAGGAAAGACCUCCAUCGCCCGCUCCAUAGCCAGAGCCCUCAACAGACAGUACUUCAGGUUCAGCGUGGGAGGCAUGACCGAUGUGGCUGAGAUUAAAGGACACAGGAGGACGUAUGUUGGAGCGAUGCCAGGGAAGAUUAUCCAGUGCCUGAAGAAAACCAAAACAGAGAACCCUCUGGUGCUAAUAGACGAGGUGGAUAAGAUCGGUCGUGGUUACCAGGGCGAUCCAUCCUCCGCAUUGCUAGAGCUUCUAGAUCCUGAACAGAACGCCAACUUCCUCGACCACUACCUUGAUGUUCCUGUAGAUCUGUCAAAGGUUUUGUUUAUCUGCACGGCAAAUGUGAUUGACACCAUCCCAGACCCUCUUAGAGACAGGAUGGAGAUGAUCAAUGUGUCUGGAUAUGUCGCUGAGGAGAAACUGGCUAUCGCUGAGCGUUACCUGGUCCCUCAGCUCCGCUCUCUGUGUGGUCUAACUGAGGAGAAGACCUCAAUCUCAUCUGACGCCCUCAGUCUGCUCAUCAGGCAGUACUGCAGGGAAUCUGGAGUCAGGAAUCUUCAGAAACAAGUUGAAAAGGUUUUCCGUAAGGUGGCAUUCGGUAUUGUCAGUGGUGAGCAAACUGCAGUGACUAUUACACCUGACAAUCUGCAGGAUUACGUUGGAAAACCUGUUUUCACAGUGGAUCGAAUGUACAAUGUCACCCCACCAGGAGUGGUUAUGGGGCUGGCAUGGACUGCUCUUGGAGGGUCGACGCUGUUCAUCGAAACUUCACUGCGCCGUCCUUCUGGAGGAAUGGACCCUAAAGGAGAGGGGUCACUAGAGGUUACAGGUCAGCUGGGUGAUAUUAUGAAGGAAAGUGCAAAGAUCGCUUCAACCUUUGCCAGAGUCUUCCUGAUGACCCAGGAACCAGAAAAUCACUUCCUGGUCAACUCCCACCUGCACCUGCAUGUCCCUGAGGGGGCGACUCCCAAGGAUGGACCAAGUGCUGGUUGCACCAUUGUCACAGCAUUGUUGUCCCUGGCAACCAACCGGCCGGUGCGUCAGAAUGUAGCCAUGACUGGUGAAGUGUCACUGACCGGCAAAAUACUGCCAGUAGGUGGAAUCAAAGAGAAAACUAUUGCUGCCCGUCGUGCAGGUGUGACCUGCAUCAUCCUUCCAUCUGAGAACAGGAAGGACUUCUCUGACCUGCCGGACUACAUCACACAGGGCCUGGAGGUCCACUUUGUGGAUCACUACAGCCAAAUCUACCCCAUCGUCUUCCCACAGAACUAGUCACAACUUGCUUUCAACUACAGCGCUAAGACCAAGCCAAGCAGGACCAGGACUUCUUUUUAUGGCACUUCAGAACCUAGAACCUGUUUGUUACCACAUGACACUGAUUGUAGGCCUAGUUAGUAAAAUCCAGUUACUUUUUGAGUGAUUCUUGUACAUACGCAGUUUGGACUCUGAGGUCCUGCUGUGGAGGACACAGGACCCCCGAAUGUAGGAGGACUGUCAUGUGAUAGAGGACAACAUCUCUGAACUGAAACCAUACAGCCAACUGUGCCAAAGAUGGACAUACACAGUAAAGUGAUGAUGGUGAUGAUGAACACAGGAUAUGAUGUCAUUGAUGAGUAGAAAUUGGGGUGGCGACUUUGCUGCUAGGUAGCCUUUUUACUUUUAUUCCUUAUAUUAUUUUAUAUUAUUGGCCAUUUGUGAUGAUGAUGUUAGAUGUAUCUAUCUAUCUAUGAUGAUAAUGUUGAAAUUAAAUAAUAAACACAACUCUG